AUAUGUUAUUUGAAAGCGAGAUUCAUUUCGAAUUACCUUUAGAUGUUAAAGAAUCAUCGCCAAAAGCAGCAAAAGCUAGAUAUUUAGAUCAUCGUGGGAACGUUCAAUCAUUAGAAAUUAUUACGAAUAAUUUCGGUCUCAAAGUUAAUAAAUCCGUUGCUGAUGAUUUUUGUUUAUUUAUGGAAAACGGAAAUAGCAAUAACAGGAAUUGUGGGAAUCAUCACUUUGAUACUAACGAAAAUGGAAAGUUUUUUCAAGGGAUCGCAAAUAAACUUGAACAAGUUCGACAAAAUCGAGUUGUUUUACUUGAUUCAAGUAUUUAUUCAGACUUGGGUAAAAUGGUAAAAAAUACUAUUGAACAAUUUUUGGGUAAACCGUCAUCAGAUGAUGGAGAAGAUAAUGAAGGGGAUGAAGGAGAUGAUGAUGAAGAUUCGAUAAAAUAUUUGCAUCAAGAAUACUAA
This is a messenger RNA of Diversispora eburnea, 461 nucleotides long. Lineage: Eukaryota; Fungi; Glomeromycota; Glomeromycetes; Diversisporales; Diversisporaceae. The record is from the annotation of a GenBank genome assembly.